AUGCCGCCCCUUUCAUCCAUAUCCACUACCUUCAACGACGUAUCUUAUCCUUCGUCGCCUUCUGUUCUCAACCACUCGCAAGGCCACGGCGACGUCUACUCUCACUUCCAACUCACUACCUCAGACCGCUCCUCGCACGGGCGACUACUACCCCAGCAGGCGUACCCACACUCGAGCCCUACCAUGCAGUCAGAUCAUUCCCAUCUGCAACAUCCCUCGCACAUCCACGCCCACAACUCCUUCUGGGCGAUGAACGCCCUCGCCGCUCACCAUAGCUACGGACAACUCCAACCGUCUACCUCGCCCACGAGUCUCGCUCUCUUACACGGAAACUUCUAUGACAGUCAGCAUCAUCAGGCGCUCGUCCUCGCCCAGGAGCAAGCGCAAGCUCACUUCCCUACCGGCGGUACGCUUCCUGCCCUUCUCCAGUCUCCACUCGAUAUACAACAUCUUUCGAUCGGCAACAAAAUCUUGCCUCGUACCACCAACAUUCCUGCCGCAAACGCCUUCGGUGGCGUAGCUAGUGCGGGUGUUUCUGGGUCGUUGGAUCCUGAGACUGGUAUAUUCUUGAGAACGGUAGAGCACCCCCGUCUGCGUACGGCUCAGGCGUGCGAGAAAUGUCGAAUUCGCAAGGCAAAGUGUUCUGGCGAACAGCCCAAUUGCAAACGCUGCCUCUCUCGCGGACUUAUCUGCGAGUACGCCCCGGAACGGAAGAUGCGUGGCCCCAACAAACCGAAACCCCCACCCGCUCCGGCCAGUCCUGUGAGUAACGGCUCGCCGACCUCCGCCACCAAGUCCUCUUUCAUCGAGAAGCUUGACUCUGCCGCCUCUUUCCGUCGCAAAAACUCGCCAGCUCAGCCUUCCCGCAAACGUGCAGCGACGCUCUCCGCGCUUCCUGUGCAUCCUCGCGAGCCGAAUGUCAGCCACUUCCGCCGGUCGUCGCUGGCCAAGGAGAGUUCAAUAACUACGGCUCAUACUUCGAGUCCGAUGUCUAACUCGAUGGCGGUCGAUUCUAACGUCGUUACCCAGGCUAUGGGCCCCGUCGAGCAUGCUGCAGAGGCUUUGUCCGGCGGUCGUAUCAGGUCAGUAACUUCCUUGGAAGCCCGCCCGUCCGGUCUACGUGGACGACCUCGACCUCCCCCGCUUGACUUUUCCAACGUCAACUUCAACCCGCUCCAAACGACGGUGGACACAACGAAGAACACCGUUACCGUCCUCGACGCCAAUAACUCCGCCUCUCAGGUUCAUUACCAGCCUCAGCAUCAACCUCACCCUCAGCCGCAACUACAAGCUCUCUGGAACUAUCGUCAGGACGAAUAUUAUGGCGGGCAUCUCGGUAGCUCUACGGCUGCUGCUGAGAUUUACGGGAGUCGUAGGACGUCUCAGCCGAACGUCUCUUUUAGUAACCUGGAGCGUCAUCAUGAGGUCGGGCGGGCACGGGCAGCCUCGGAGGUGUCUCACAUGCACCUACCCCUUCCCAUGCUGCCGAAUGCGCAUGGUUGGACGUUCACGGGGGAGCCUAUCGACGACAUGUAUCUUCACCAACCUUUCUCCGCGGACUCGUACCGCUUCCCACACGACUCGAAUCCGAUGCAACAUCAUCACUACGAUGCCGUCUCUACCUCCCAUGCCCGCUCCAGCUCUACGAGCGGCUCCAUUCCCUCCGACCCCUCCCCCAUUACGCCCCAUAGCCUCCUGGACCAAUUUCCUCCCAACUCCGCCUCAUCUGACCACGACAUCGCGAUGUUAACCUGCCAAUCUUACGGAAACGGUCAAGAGUUCGACGGUGAUUUUGAUGGUGGACUCCGCCUUGAGGCACUUCAUAUGGGGUAUUAUGUGGGGGGUGACCAUCGUAUGGACGGAGAUAGCCCGAAGUCUGGUGAAAUGAGCCAUUGA
Molecule: messenger RNA, 1896 nt
Organism: Stereum hirsutum FP-91666 SS1
Lineage: Eukaryota; Fungi; Basidiomycota; Agaricomycetes; Russulales; Stereaceae
Exons: 4
Coding region: 1-1896 (631 amino acids)
Biological process (GO): positive regulation of transcription by RNA polymerase II
Cellular component (GO): nucleus
Molecular function (GO): DNA-binding transcription factor activity, RNA polymerase II-specific; sequence-specific DNA binding; zinc ion binding
Source: RefSeq, a predicted model, not a curated record